AUGGCUCGCCGUCCCGCUCGUUGCUACCGAUACUGCAAGAACAAGCCGUAUCCCAAGUCUCGGUUCAACCGUGGUGUCCCCGACCCCAAGAUCCGAAUCUUCGAUCUUGGCCGAAAGCGCGCCAACGUCGAUGACUUCCCUCUCUGCAUCCACCUCGUCUCCAACGAGUAUGAGCAGCUGAGCUCCGAGGCCCUCGAGGCCGCCCGUAUUUGCGCCAACAAGUACCUCGUCAAGAACACCGGUAAGGAGGGUUUCCACCUCCGAGUCCGUGCUCACCCCUUCCACGUCGUCCGUAUCAACAAGAUGUUGUCUUGCGCCGGUGCCGAUAGACUGCAGACCGGUAUGCGUGGUGCCUGGGGCAAGCCCAACGGCACUGUCGCCCGUGUCAACAUUGGCCAGAUUCUCAUGAGCGUUCGCACUCGUGAUGCCAACCGCGCCAUUGCCCUUGAGGCUCUCCGACGAUCCCAGUACAAGUUCCCUGGCCGACAAAAGAUCAUUGUCUCCAAGAACUGGGGCUUCACCCCUCUCCGACGUGAGGAGUACCUCGAGAAGAAGGCUGCCGGCCGCGUCAAGGUCGACGGUGCUUACGUCCAGUUCCUCUCCAACCACGGCAACCUCGCCAACAACUUGCGCCGCUUCCCCGACGCUUUCAAGUCUGAGGCUUAA
Fusarium falciforme is the source of this 666-nucleotide messenger RNA. RefSeq lists its product as hypothetical. The transcript is spliced from 3 exons. Gene Ontology annotation, molecular function: structural constituent of ribosome. NCBI's taxonomy places the organism in Eukaryota, Fungi, Ascomycota, Sordariomycetes, Hypocreales, Nectriaceae. Gene Ontology annotation, biological process: ribosomal large subunit assembly; translation. Gene Ontology annotation, cellular component: cytosolic large ribosomal subunit; ribosome. The record is from RefSeq and is a predicted model, not a curated record. Bases 1 to 666 code for a protein of 221 amino acids.